AUGGUUGGUUGCCGAAUGUAUCGAUCUCCUUACCUGGAAAAAAGAUCCGUGGUCAUGGUUCGGGUUGAUUCUCACUCGGAGGUUGUGGCCGGCCCUUGUCAGGCGCCUCUUCCAGCACAGCUUCCACUGCCGUUUCCAGUGUUUCAGCUGUCUAUCCAGGCCGUGGUUUCCGCGUACUUCGCUCCAGAUUUGUUGUCUGCCGGACACUUUUCAUCCGUCUUACUCUCCAAGGGGUUAGCAACGAGGAUAAGCAUGCUUGUGAUGUUAAGUUCACCAAAAGCUUGCAUCUUAGGUCCAUUAUGCAACGCGUUGCCCAGACUCGUGAUGCUUUGGAGCAUACCAUUCAUCCUAUGCCUUACGAGUCUUGGAGGAUCGUUGAUUGAUGAGUCUGGUUACUGCUUUGUCGUAGCUUUGACUAGGGGGCGUUUACCUGUGGAUGAGUUUUUGUCGGUGCAAGAUUUUAUUAACAAGCUCCCUAGAAAUUUGGUAAACGAAUCUGGUAUUACCGACUUGAAACAUGCAACUGACACUCUCAGAAAUAAAGGUCUCCUCUUGGAACGACACGGUCCUGUUCUAACCUUCGAGCCAGGUCGAAGGGGUGCCAUUAUAUACACCAGAAGAUGCAUAUGUAGUGAUACUGGGUAUUUUAAGGAUACUUGGUACGAGAAUAUUAGAAGCCAACGUAUGCUGGGACCUGUCACAGUCUCUGUGAUUUGGUUUCCGAGCUAUAGUGGUAGAGAAAGAGAUGGAAGUGUACUUACGCCAACAAGGGAAGAAGUUGCAAGACAUCUAGCUAAGCCUAAAAAAGGUCAGGUGCACACCAUGCUCUUAUGUGGCGAUGGUGUUGAUGAGCAUUUAGUUCCCUUCUGGGAGUUACAGGAGAGCAGCGGCGAUAGAGGCUAUCUACGUUUAUCCGGAAUGAAAGACCCGAGUUUAAUUCUUGAGUAUGUGCUGAUUGAAGUCUAA
Messenger RNA from Arabis nemorensis, 966 nucleotides. The record is from the annotation of a GenBank genome assembly. Lineage: Eukaryota; Viridiplantae; Streptophyta; Magnoliopsida; Brassicales; Brassicaceae.